Molecule: messenger RNA, 1686 nt
Organism: Penicillium antarcticum
Lineage: Eukaryota; Fungi; Ascomycota; Eurotiomycetes; Eurotiales; Aspergillaceae
Exons: 1
Coding region: 1-1686 (561 amino acids)
Source: RefSeq, a predicted model, not a curated record
AUGGCUCACAGAGAUCUAUACUGUCCAGGCGAGUUGGACGUGUUGCAUAGUAACAUAUCAGAGACGACCAUUUGCCUGCCAUCACCGUCACCAAGGAAGCGAACUUCAACCUAUUACCCCAGAUCUGGCCUUAAGGUGUUGGAGGAUUCAAACCUCGACCCAUUCUACCUCGAACAAUCACUGGCCGACACGCCAUCUUGGGAUUACACCUCGGAGAUGCGCAAUGAUAGUUUUGAAGACAACAGCCACUACUAUACAUUGUCAUUGACCCCAGGAAAGGACUUCCACAACUCAUCAAAUUACGGACCGGACCGCUCUACACUCGCCCAGGUCGAAUUGGAGAACAGCCUGCGAUUCCACCGAUACACCCCCUCGACAGAGCGGAGUCCUCUGCAUAGCAGCCAGGAUUCAUUCAGCUCCGUGCAGACAGACAGCACUAUCCCAGACCUCACUCCCAGCAGCUCUUUCUCCUCCACAUACUCUUCUCCCAGCUGCCCAGACGUCGUCCUCCAGGCGACAGAGCAGCUAUACAAGCACGCACAGGAGGCUCACCUCGAGCCCCGGCGUCGCUUCUACCUCCCUGCCUCUACUCCCCCGAAAUAUUCUCUUCCUCCCCCUCCUCCCCCGCCGGUGGCUCCUCUGACCCCGGCGGAUACUCGUCCUACUACUCCUUGCGAGCCGUCAAACGACUCCACCACCACCAUCACCAUGGGAUACGAGGACAUGACUGGAGCUGGGUCUAUGUCGACCCGGUCACGCCGCAGAAAGGAACCUCCAACCCUUCCCAACUUGUCUCGUGGCACCAGCUCUCACAGCUCGCGCCGCAAGCAAUCUAGCCCUGGAACACGCCCUCCUCUGGAUCCAUCUAUGAUCUCGCCUCCAUGCUUGAUCAACCCCGUCACAAUGGAGCCUCAUAUGACGCACUUCGAUCACCCCCUCUUCAUCCCUGCCAAUGACUGCCCUAGUCCUGUUCCUAGCCCAGUGGCUAGCUCCCCACCGAUCUCCCGCCAAUGGACAGCAACAUCCAUGGAACGCCCAUCAACCUCCACAAUGGAUGCCUAUUGUGAACAAUCCGUAUGGGAGUCGGACUCGGAAAGCGAGUCCGUCGGCCGGAAGUCAAUCUCUCGCCGGCCAAUUGACACUCUCCGCAAGGUUCGCAGCCGCGCGAAGCUCCGUGGUGCCAAGUCGCAGCCUCGUCUUCAUCAGACCAUGCUCGAUGACCAGACAAUGGAGCAAUUCCCUUGCAUGCCAGAUGAUAUCCUCGCCGAGCACAUCACCAACUCCUUCCGCAAUGCCAGCAUGGACCGACCUAGCACAAGCCGUGAUGGCCUUCGUCCAUCUGGACUUGCAACCCUGCGCUUAGUUGCCCCCUCUACUACCUCCCUCGUUAAGUCUCGAUCCCGCAAGAAUAGCAGCAUCAACAGCUCGGACGUGGAUCGUUCAGCUGCUGCUGCUUUCCAAGCACAGUUCCGCCGCCGCCAGCGUUCUGAUACACCAGAGUGCUCCACCUCUUCACUUGGCAAGGAAGAAAAGGAGAAGUUGACAUCGUUCUGCUUUGAGCAGCACCCUCAACCCACUAUCCAUGAUGGUGCUCAGUCCCGUCCCUUCUUUCAGCGAUUUAUGGACUCACUCCGCUCCUUGAAUUGCGGCAAGCCUACCAAAAAGACAAAUGUCUCUGUCAUCUAA